GAAAUAAGUGGGAAUCUCUUGCUACCCAGCUUAAUAGUUUGGGGUAUACUAAUAAACCCGUUGAAAAAUGGAUAAAGGUAGGAACAUAUUUAGUUAUUCUUAUAUGGCAAAAAUCAUUUAAAAUAAUUAUGCUUUUCAGACUUGGACCGAUUUUAAGUCGGCAUUGAAAAAGAAAGCUGCAGAAAUAAAACGGGAACAAACUGGAACUGGAGGAGGACCCCCAAGUGGAAAACAAUUGACUUCCUACGAGGAGAGGGCUUUGAAAUUACUGGGGAGUAGUUUUAUUGGACUAAAUAUGGCAGAAGCAGGUUUGGAACCACCUCAGACAUUGGCCCAAUCACAAUUGCAUUUACCAAUAUCCGUAAAAAUAAAUGAUGGUGCAUCCACCAGUUGGCAAGAAGGGGUAUGUUCAUCUCCUACCUCUGUCUCUACAUCUAGUGUUCCCAUCAACCCAAUAUCUACAAAACCUAGAGUUGAAAAGAGACAAAUUUCAACACAUGAACAUAGUUAUGUGAAACAAAGGAAAGUGAGUGUUGAAGAUACAUAUGUGGAAACAAUUGACAUACUGAAAAACAUGGACACAAAACUGGAGUCAAUCAACCAAAAGCUAGGUUCUAUAGCGGAUUCGUUAAAAAUUAUUGCAGAGAAAAUGUAGUAUACUUUGUUUGUUCAUAAAAUAAAUAUUUGUUUACUGGUUUUA
Diabrotica virgifera virgifera (western corn rootworm) is the source of this 700-nucleotide messenger RNA. RefSeq lists its product as uncharacterized. The record is from RefSeq and is a predicted model, not a curated record. The coding region runs from base 296 to 655 and encodes 119 amino acids. The transcript has 2 exons. NCBI's taxonomy places the organism in Eukaryota, Metazoa, Arthropoda, Insecta, Coleoptera, Chrysomelidae.